ACUCUGUGUUCAAGUGAAAAGUGUGGAAUAGCUCGUAUAGAAGUUGUAAAGUUGGUAUUGGCGGGUGAAAACUGCAAACUGCAUUGAAUUUCUGGUCAAUUUGCCAGAAAUAAAUUGUAAAAUAAUCAAAUAAAAGAAGUAUUGCCGCGUUAUUGUGUUUAUUUGUGCCAGCAGUAGUGGAAAAGUGCCGGAGAUAAGCAGAUUAUUGCUUUGAAAAUUUGCGUUAUAUAUGAAGUGCUGGUAAAUUUUUGUCAGAAGCGCCGACACCGUCGCCAUACCACUGACGCAGCGAAUAGAAAAUAAGCGGGUGUGCAUCUUUAUAUAUUUCAGUGAAGUUAAUUUGGACUAUUUUCUAAAAUGCCCAUCUGCAAACGCGAUGGCUUUGAUAAUAUGCCAUCUCGUAGCCGAGACGAGACUUUUCAUGACAACGACGAGGUGUUCUUUUGUGAAGUUACAAAGGAAAUCUUUCGCGACUAUGAGGACUAUUUCCGUCAUGUAAUGGUGAUAAAUUCUACUGUUUGGCAGUGCGAAGCAACUGGCCGCGACAAUCUCACCUACGCAGAGGCAUUACGAAGUGAACGACGCGCGCGUAAGAAAAUGGAACUUUUUAAAUAUUGUCUUCGAGCACCUGUAUUGUUAGUAAUUGAAAACUCUAAGCAAUCCUCAUUGAACACUCUGUGUGUGAUCUUAUGCAAGUUUUUGCGCAAACGCUUUUUUAUUAAUGAAGAAGUAAUGGCCUGUCACAAGUCGUCUACUUAUAAUCCCUACACUGUUAUAGGCAUUAUUCCAUAUACUAAAGCGCCUCCAGCCAACGGCGUAUACGAGGAAACUGAGAAACUUCAAUACAAAUUGCGCCGAAAAGGAAGCAAUGAAGCAGAAGUAAUUGUUCCUUUUGAAAAAAUACGACGUCAGCGGCAGGACUUUACUACAGAAAACUUACAGAUGUUCGUGAAAGAUAAUGUAACACGUAUAGAUGGUAUAUUACGCCCAAAACCAGAGUCUUAUAAAAAAUAUGUGACAGGUGAUAAGAUUCAUUUCGAAAAUAUUUUCAUAGGAAAAAUGCCUCAUUUCACACCCGCAAAAAUUAAACGUCCACCGCAAGACUCUGGUAAUAAGAAACAAUCGACACUGAAUAAAUACUUUACCAAAGAUGGAGAAUCGGAAAGCAGUGGUAAAUCGAGUGAACAAGAGGCAGCUAGACAAGAGAAAAAACGUGCUGAUGAGGAAGCCAGAAUGCUUGAGAAACUCAAGCGUAUUGCUGAACAGGAACGGCAAAAAGUUGAGAAACGCGCCAAGUUAAUUGAGCGCGUGGAAGCAGAAUGCACUGCACUGCUUACAAAGACUGAUGACUUGGAGCGCACAGACCAGCGUUUACUGCCCAUAUAUAAAGCCGUCAAAACAUAUAUACCAACCAAGCUCGUUGGAGAUGCCUUCAUGAUUCGAGAAUUCAUGCAUUGCUUCCCAACCAUAUUGUCAGGCAUCGAAGUUUUUCGCGGCAAUUUAAGUUUUUAUGAUAUGUGCCGCGCUUUUAGUUUACGUGAAGUGGCUGGACCACUAUCCGACAUCAUUUUAAUAUUUCUGGGUACAGUUUUUGAUUUGCAGAAGGAAGAAGAGGAAGAUUGUAGCGUUGAGUAUGUGCUUUUGCGGCCAGAGAUGCGAAAACGUGAACCUUUGAUAACUAUGUCCGAGGCUGCUCGUGCCCAUUCCUACGCAAAACGACAUUUCUCUUUUAAAAUAAAUGAGUUGCCGAUCGAUUCUUUGACGCUGGGCGAAGUUUUGCGUUUACAUCUGCUAUCGUCUGGAUCUUUGGUGAAAGAACGAGCUGAGAAAUGGAGAAUUAAAUAUAGAAAUGGUUAUUCAUCGUCGGAGGAUCCGGGACUUGCGCUGCGCAUGAGGCACCCGCACAUUUUGCGUGCACUAAAGAUGUACACUCUCUACCAGUUACCAUUUAUUGACAUUAUGCGUAUUGUACGUUGCUUGAUGGCUCAAAUACUGACUUACUCAAGCCCAAUAAACCUUAUUGAAGAACGUAUGGAGCAGGUGUCGAUAAGUCGGACAGAGUUGCGAGUACUAAGCACCAUGGAGAAUAUGCGUUUGGCGAAUGUUCAAACGCAAAAGCGAACUCUAACUAAUGAGUUCAACCAACAAUGCAUGACAGAUGAGGUAAAGAGUAACGAAGAGAAAAAAAAACAACUAGAGGAUAAAUUAAAUAAAAAAGUUGCAGAAUUACUGGCACAAUCAGAACGGGAGCGUAGAAAGUUCGAACAGCAAUUACAAGGUUUUAAUUCAUCAAUAUUCAAUUUCCUGGUUUACCUUGGCAUGGAUCGUGCCUACCGUAAAUAUUACGUUUUAGAAUCAAUGCCAGGCGUUUUUGUUGAGCAUACUCCAGAUAACCUUGACACUUGUUUAAGUGAACCUCCCCAAAACGCUUUGGUGGAAAAUGCCUUACUCUCAAAUAUUGAAAACUUGCCAAGAACCCGAAAAGACUUACGUGCGUAUUUAUUAAAAAUGUAUACUAAUGAAGACAAGCAGGCAGCAAAGGCCGCAAAGGCAAAAAGGGCAUCGAAAAGUACAGGGCCUAUUGCCGAGACACAAGAACAAAAGGAAGAUAAAGAAAACCAUCUAGUAAAUGGUAUCGCAAAUGGUAAAGAUGUCAUCGAAGAAGGAGAGCAAGCGUCUAAGAGUGAAUCCGAUUCAAAAGAACCUCUUUCACAAUAUCAGUUAUUUAUGUGUACUGGGGAUCCGCGAAACUGUAUUGUUCACGAUGAACGAAAUGCCGACAGGCAGAGGUGGUCUUAUAUUUACGAAAAGGAAGACAUUGAUGCAUUGAUAUCAGCACUUAAUCCAUUGGGCGAUCGAGAGUCUCGUCUAAAGGAGCAGUUAACCACUCUGCGCCAACUUAUUAUUAAUCAUUGCAAAAAAUGCCCCGAAGAAUUGCUAACAUUAGAUGAAAAGCAAUUGUCUAAAUUCAAGGCGGCAAUGAUGACCGAAACUUAUCGAAAGUAUAACAAAGCCAACUUUGGUUUUGAGGAAGAUGCUGAUCUGAACGAGGUAAUGCAUGCUGCUCUCGUCGAUCGUAUAAUUCAGUUUGAAAGCGACAUCUAUACAGGUGAUCUGGGCCGAUUAAAGGUGAAAGAUAUGGUAAAAUGGCGGACGGAUCUCCAAUCUAAUAAAUAUGAUUCACAAGUGAAAUUACAAUGGGGACCAAAUCAUCCCCAGAAAGCCAAUGCCAACGGUGGAGAAGACGAUGAGUUUGCCGAAGAAGAUGUAGAAGAAGAUAUCGAGACAGAUGCAAAAGAAUUUGGACAAUACGGAAACAAACCUUUCAGAGAUCCCGGUGAUGCGUUGGGUGACACAAUUGAAAUCGACUCAGAGGAUAGUGCUGAUGAUCUAAUAUCAUUACAUGAUUCAAACACAAUCAGAACUAAUGUACGAAAUAGUGCAUCUGCUCUGUUGCAAGUAGAGCAGGCAAUCGAACGUCGCUUUAUAAAGGAACCCUUUGGUGCACCAAUAAAAGAUAUAAAGGACAAAGAUUUACUUGAAAGAAAGUUGAAAUGGGGGGCCGCACGUCUAAAACAAUGGGAGCUGUCACUAAUGCAGAGCACAAGUUUUUCGCAGGUGUUUCUUCAUUUAAAUGUUCUGCACGAUUGCAUUCUGUGGGCUCGUUCAACUAACAAAUCUCUCUGUCAAGUAUGCCGUCGGGGCAGUGAUCCAGACAAAAUGUUGCUAUGCGAUGAAUGUAAUGGUGGCACUCACAUGUUCUGCAUGAAACCCAAAAUGAAGACCGUGCCCGAGGGUAAUUGGUACUGCGCUCGGUGUGUCAAACGUUUGGGCUUACGUAAUGAAAAUGAGGAAAAAAAUAGUAAAAAUUCAUCGCAAAAACGAAAACGUACAUUCAAUAUUGACGAUAAUAUAGAUGAUGGUAUGGUGAAUGGCUCUAAAGAUGGUGAGCGUGCACGUAGUACCGGACGCCGUAGUAAUAAGCGCUUGCAAUCAAAUGAAAUCGAAGAGACACUGGAUAAUUACAACGACGAGGCUACGCACGACAGUGAUGAAGAAGCAAAUGGUGAAUAUGAAGAUGCAAAUAAUGACAGCGGUAACUCGGGCGACGAUGGUGAAGUAGGUAGUGAUAAAGACGAAGAUGCUGAAGAUGAGGCUGAGGUUGAUGCAAGGAAAAAGUCUGAGGAUGGAUCAGAGCAAGAGGAAGAUGAUAAUGUUUGUGUUGUCUGCUCAUAUGAUGGAAGCGAUUUGAUGUGUAUACGCUGCAAAGAAACUUUCCAUUUAGAGUGCAUUAACAUGAAGCGAGCCCCUCGUUAUAAUUUUAUAUGUUCAAAAUGUAAAUCGACAAACGGGAAUGAUAAAAGGUCUCCAAAAAGCGCACGAAGUAAUGGCAAACACAUAUUGGAUUCUUCAAACGAUGACGAUGACGAGGAUUCUGAACCAUUGGUGAAACGCAAGCGACCGUCACGGUCAUCUUUACGCCAUUCUGGUUAUCAGCAGCAGCCACAGCAACAGAAUGGCCUCGACAGCAGUCCACGGGAAGCGGCUAAAUCGGCAUCACAACGGCGGUCAAUUCGUCGAACCGGUGACCAUUUACCAUUGAACAGUGCCGCAUUGUAUGAACUUCUCGAUGAUGUUAUGAAACACCAAGAUGCUUGGCCGUUCACACGUCCCGUUUCGCAGGCUGAAGUACCGGACUAUCACAAGAUUAUAAAAACGCCUAUGGACUUAGCAAAGGUGAAGUCAAAGUUAAAUAUGGGCGCAUAUCAACUGAAUGAGGAAGUAAUGAAGGACAUACAAUUAAUCUUUCGAAAUUGCGAUGAAUACAAUGUAAAAGGAAACGAAAUUUACACUGCUGGUUGUACGUUGGAAAACUAUGUUAUAGAGCAAUGCAAACGCUUAAAUCUACCAUUUAAACCCAGCGACAUGAAUUCUUCGUAAUAACUAUAAAAAAUAUUUCAUAAAAUUACAAUUACAAGAGUUGUAACCUCAUGAGCUAAAUGGGAGUGACUUCAACUGUUUCUUAGUACCGCAUAGAAAAACUAUUUUGAAAACCAAUAACAAUCAUCGUUACAGUUUUAAAUUUGUUGUAAACGGAUAUUUUGGAAGUUUUUUUUUUUUAAAUACCGUCUGAUUAUAGUCCACGCACGCACCUAUCUAUUACUGCUGCACAAUUAGGGAAUUCGCCAGGUGUUAUAAAAUUACGUACUUUUUAUAGCGGCUAAAAAUAUAUUUUGGUGUACCAUGACAACAUCAACACCGUUGUGACACCUUGUGAAUCAUCUUAUGGUUAAACAUUACAUUAAAUAUGUACUUAAUGUAACUUAACGUUAAAAAAAACAGUUAUACAUUUUCCUAUAUAACAGGUUGGCUUUAAGUUACGUUACGUUAAGUCUACAUCUAGGCAGUGUUUUGAUGCUAAAAUUUUAUUUUAAUUAUGACAAGAAGUUUGAAGUAAACAUUUAGCUCCUAAAUUCCAAAUAUACAGCGCUCUGAUUAAGCCGAUUUAUGGCCCAAUUACUCAAUGUUAACACUAACUGCAGAUUAAACAUCGUUAUCGACGUGGUGCACUCCAUAACAUAUGUAUAACAGGGUGUCAACAAUGUCGAUGGCGAUGUUUAACAUGUAGUAGUAGACAUUAAGAAACCGGCGCCAAGAAUAUAGCUCCGCAACAAGGUUUUCAGGCAUUGAUUUUCGGCGCUGAUGCCAUAAUUACAACUUGCAGCUGAAUAGAGCGCUGAAAGCAUAAAAAGCGCAUUAUGCCUGAAAAGCUUGUUGUGGGGUUGUGCUCUAAAAGCAUUUAGAAAAUUUUAAGAAACACAUAAUGCUUAUUUAAUGCAGAAAUAGCUAUUAACUUUGUAAGUUCAUGAAAAAUCGUAUGUUUAAGUCUAGAUUAAGUAAAAUUUCAAAUUAAGAACAAAAAAAUAAAAUAAACGAAAUUGAUCACAUUAUCACAAGCAAGAAUAUAAUAAUUAUUACUAUUACAAA
This is a messenger RNA of Rhagoletis pomonella (apple maggot), 5988 nucleotides long. It is a transcript of the gene Acf, whose product is annotated as bromodomain adjacent to zinc finger domain protein 1A. The record is from RefSeq and is a predicted model, not a curated record. Gene Ontology annotation, molecular function: protein binding. Gene Ontology annotation, biological process: chromatin remodeling. The transcript is spliced from 5 exons. Bases 358 to 4941 code for a protein of 1527 amino acids. Lineage: Eukaryota; Metazoa; Arthropoda; Insecta; Diptera; Tephritidae.